AUGACUAUCCGUCAGUUGAAACUCAAUGCAAACCUCAAGCAUAUAGACCUCACUGAAGGGCAACAGUUUAAACCAGAAUUUUUGAAAAUGAGUCCUUUGCAUACCGUUCCCGUACUCAACGACAAUGGGCUCGUAAUAUGGGAAAGUCGGGCUAUCAUACAAUACUUGUGCAACCAAUAUGCACCGGACAGUGGGCUAUAUCCUAGCUGUGCUAAAAAGCGGGCACUGGUCGACUUUUAUAUUAAUAUCGACUUUUGUCUGGAUGAUAUGACCAAAUUCAAGGAAGUCCUACAAGUAUUGGAUCAAUUGAUCGGCGAUAAGGCAUACCUAACGGGCAAUGAGUUGACAAUCGCCGACCUGUCCUUAUUGGCCACACUGUCUACAUAA
Molecule: messenger RNA, 387 nt
Organism: Oppiella nova
Lineage: Eukaryota; Metazoa; Arthropoda; Arachnida; Sarcoptiformes; Oppiidae
Source: the annotation of a GenBank genome assembly